Neurospora tetrasperma FGSC 2508 is the source of this 1238-nucleotide messenger RNA. RefSeq lists its product as uncharacterized. Bases 97 to 1131 code for a protein of 344 amino acids. NCBI's taxonomy places the organism in Eukaryota, Fungi, Ascomycota, Sordariomycetes, Sordariales, Sordariaceae. The transcript has 4 exons. Gene Ontology annotation, biological process: thiamine biosynthetic process. The record is from RefSeq and is a predicted model, not a curated record.
CAUCGUCAGAAUCAACGAACAACCUCUGUCUUCGUUCCAAGGACUACCAGCAAUACCAACACACUCUCAACACCAGGAUAACUCUAAUCCGUCACCAUGUCUCCCUCUGUUCUCGAGCCGCAGAGCGUCCCCACUCUUGUCAACGUCGGUCUCAAGGCCGUAGGCAGGAACGAUGCCCCCGUUGAGCGUGAUGCCAGGGGCUUGUCCAAGUCUCUUCUGGAGCUCAUGCCCACCCUCGGCACUGACGCCUUCACCUUUUCCCCCAUUCGCGAAUCCACCGUUUCGCGCGCCAUGACCCGCCGCUACUUCGCUGACCUGGACGCCCACGCCGAGACCGACAUUGUCAUUGUCGGCGCCGGCUCUUGCGGUCUCUCAUGCGCCUACGUCUUGUCCACCCUGCGGCCCGACCUGCGCAUCACCAUAGUCGAAGCAGGCGUCGCCCCGGGAGGUGGCGCUUGGUUGGGCGGACAGCUCUUCAGUGCCAUGGUGAUGCGCAAGCCUGCCGACGUCUUCCUGGACGAGGUUGGCGUGCCGUAUGAAGAUGAGGGUGACUACGUGGUGGUCAAGCAUGCCGCUCUGUUCACUUCGACUGUGCUGAGCAAGGUCUUGCAGCGGCCCAACGUCAAGCUGUUCAAUGCCACGACCGUCGAGGACUUGAUCACCAGGAAGCACCAUGCCGAGUCUUCGUCGUCAUCGGAUGAUGGCGAGGCCGAGGACGAGGCCAAGGUGAGGAUUGCGGGUGUGGUGACCAACUGGACCCUCGUGUCAAUGCAUCACGACGAUCAGAGCUGCAUGGACCCCAACACCAUCAACGCCCCAGUUAUCAUCAGCACCACGGGCCACGAUGGUCCUUUUGGUGCCUUCUCUGUCAAGCGUUUGGUCAGCAUGAAGCAGAUGGAGCGCCUGAACGGCAUGCGCGGGCUGGAUAUGCAAUCCGCCGAGGAUGCUAUUGUCAACAACACUCGCGAGAUCGUCCCGGGUCUGAUUGUUGGCGGUAUGGAGUUGUCGGAGAUUGACGGUGCCAACCGCAUGGGACCUACCUUCGGAGCCAUGGCUCUCAGCGGUGUCAAGGCUGCCCACGAGGCCAUUCGCGUCUUCGACCUCCGCAAGGCUCAGAACGACAAGUGCUAAGCCUGCUCAAGACGUUGAAAGUAGUGACUAAAAUGAGGGAGGAUUUAUGUAUGCAAUUUGUUGAAUGAUUCGAAUCCAAAGUUUGUUUGUGUCCAUUUGGAUCCAGU